Messenger RNA from Andrographis paniculata, 1319 nucleotides. RefSeq lists its product as uncharacterized. Bases 88 to 837 code for a protein of 249 amino acids. The record is from RefSeq and is a predicted model, not a curated record. Gene Ontology annotation, cellular component: membrane; cytoplasm. The transcript has 4 exons. NCBI's taxonomy places the organism in Eukaryota, Viridiplantae, Streptophyta, Magnoliopsida, Lamiales, Acanthaceae.
GGUCGGUUAGAAGAGCAAGGGCAAGGGCAAAGGCAGGCUAACAUCACUGCAAACAGCAAGCGCUCUCGUCAUUCAUUAGUGACGACAAUGGGGUUUCAUCUCACAACGUACCUCACCAAAGCGGCACUCGGCCACCCCACGCGCCGCCGCCUCUUCGAUUUGUGCAGCCGACAGCCAUGCCGACUGUGGCACCACUUCACGCGAACGACCCGAGUUUCUGAGCUGCCGCAACACUUCACCACUGGCUCCGCAAUUCUCCGCAGGUAUUAUUCAGGCCAAUUCCCCAAUCGUAGGAUGGGAUUGCUUAGCUGGUAUUUGCACAUGCUCGAGAAACGCCCAAUUUUAACGAAGAGCGUAUCGUCGGCAAUCAUAUAUGCGGCGGCCGAUAUCACCUCUCAGAAAAUUACAAUGGAGGCAAAUGAUUCAUGGGAUUCAAUCAGGACAUUUAGGAUGGCGGGGUUUGGGCUGCUCAUCUUAGGUCCAGCACAGCAUGUGUGGUUUAAUUUUGUUGCGAGAUUGUUACCAAAACGAGACGUUAUUACUACCUUCAAGAAACUGGGGAUGGGGCAGCUUCUUUACGGACCUAUGAUUAAUGGCGUUUUCUUCUCCUUUAAUGCAGCUCUUCAAGGGGAAAGUGGGAAUGAAAUAGCUGCUAGAUUGAAGCGCGAUCUGAUUCCGACCCUGCUAAAUGGUCUUAUGUAUUGGCCUAUGUGCGACUUCCUCACGUACAAAGUUAUCCCGGUUCAUCUUCAGCCAUUAUUAAACAGCUCAUUCUCGUACCUGUGGACAAUAUAUUUGACAUACAUGGCAAGCUUGGACAAAAUUUCUUCGGACUAAAUUGCACCUCCUCUCCAGUGGCAUUUAUUAGUCAGCCGAUUAUUUAUACAACCAGUUGGCUUCAAUAACAGGUCACAAAUCAUUUGUUAUUCCACUUAUUCAUGAUUAUAAUGCUAUGAGUUUCUGCGCUCGUUGUUACAUUUGUUAUUAUAUGCAAAAUAAUGUUUUGAAGAACUGUUUAUGUUAAAAGGCAGUAUUCUUGAUAGAAAUUAGGAUAUGGAUCCUGAAAAUUAUCAUAUGCUGUAUCAGAGGAUUUUACUAUUUGAUUCAUUAUUUAUUUAUUUAGAUUUUGAUAUACCUUUUCACCCUCAUUCAAUGUCACUUGUUGAUUAAUAUUAGAGCCGAUAAUGAGCUAUUCAUGUAGGUUAAAUACAUUAAACGGGUUGAAUAACUCGACUUGUUUAUUAUCGUGUCGGCUUCGUGUUGAUCCGUGUACAUAAUUAAAUUGAAAUGCUUAAUUCAAGUUCAAUUAUUUUUUUUCA